UUUGCACUUUUUUAUUUUGGUAUUUUUAUAGUUUUUUUUUAUUUUUUUACUCUACAAAGCUCAUAUAUAUCAAAAAUGGAAGCACGGCGUGAUUUGUUCUUAUUGAAUUGUGACACCUAUAAUGAUUAUCUGGAUACAUUCAUCACAGAAAAUGAUAUACGAUUUGUACGUAACAUAGGACAGGUUCGACGAUUUGUUACUCUAGGUUAUCGUUCCACUGGAGACAUCUAUACACCACAACAAUUUAAAGAUCGACAAGCUCUCGCAAGGGAGGUGCUAUGGCCACAGAAAAGAUCAUGGAUACUUUAUAGUCAAUUUAAGCUGUCGAAGGAUCCAUUUCUAAGAGCGUUAGCUGCACGUGAGAAACCAAAUGCGCAAAAGAUUAUUUCGACAAUUAUAUUUUUACAAACUCAAACGAAGCCCGGAUUUCAAGUUUCCAGUUAUAUUGAUUACUCAGAUAGAUUGCGGCAGAGUAAUUUGGAAUUGAGUAAUUGCGAUAAUUGGCGUGGUAUAUUUCGUGGAAAGGUUAUGCUAAAGCCGCGUAGAACUGACUUGAGCUUUUAUGAUGAACACAAUAGUAAUAGUUCUUAUACUGAUUCUGAUAAUUAUGUUGUGGUCAAUGAUGUAAAACACGGUUUGAUGUUCAUGCAUAAAGGAGAUCAUAAAAUGAUUUGCGUAGAUACUAGUCAUAAGGAAUAUAAAGAAAAUUGCAUCCGUACUGUAGUAUUUUCAAAGGUGUACGGUUAUACCGCACUCUAUGAUCAUGUUGUCAGGAAGAAAUUGUAAAGUUCAGGGAAGCAUAAAACAAAAUAAAAAAAAUUGUUAUUAUAUAUUAUAUGUAAAAUAUAGCACACA
Teleopsis dalmanni is the source of this 855-nucleotide messenger RNA. RefSeq names its product cilia- and flagella-associated protein 299-like. The transcript is spliced from 2 exons. NCBI's taxonomy places the organism in Eukaryota, Metazoa, Arthropoda, Insecta, Diptera, Diopsidae. The coding region runs from base 76 to 786 and encodes 236 amino acids. The record is from RefSeq and is a predicted model, not a curated record.